This is a messenger RNA of Ostreobium quekettii, 423 nucleotides long. Lineage: Eukaryota; Viridiplantae; Chlorophyta; Ulvophyceae; Bryopsidales; Ostreobiaceae. The record is from the annotation of a GenBank genome assembly.
AUGGCCCCCCGAGGUGCCCCGCCCAAGCACGUGUCCAGCAUGUCUGACCCGGAGCCCUCCCCGGAGGAUGAGGAGCUCAAAUUUCGCCUACAUCCUGAUGCAUCGCCCCUUCAACGGAGACUCACUGAGAUCCUCCAACAGCGGCUGCACGUGCCCGACAUCGUGCUCCUGAUUUUGUUCUCUGUCCGGCCCCGUGUGUGGGCUAUGCUGGUCCUGUGGUUUGCACUGUCCCCAGUGAUGGCCAGGAUGGACCUGGGGCCAGUGUACAUCCUGGGCACCCUGUUUGCGGUGAUGCUGUGCAACCUGGGGCAGCGCAAGGAGGGCGAGGCCAGCGCAUACACGUGGUUCAACAACUUUCAGCCCCUGCCGGGCAACCUGAAUGCUGACAUGAUCGACAACCAGCUUAGGCGGGGUCAGAUGUAG